Molecule: messenger RNA, 1209 nt
Organism: Rhodotorula toruloides NP11
Lineage: Eukaryota; Fungi; Basidiomycota; Microbotryomycetes; Sporidiobolales; Sporidiobolaceae
Exons: 2
Coding region: 1-1209 (402 amino acids)
Source: RefSeq, a predicted model, not a curated record
AUGCCCAGCUCGACACACUCGUCUCCACGAGCACGGCGACUAGCGCGACCCUUCCCACUCUCCAUGUCGAUGCCGCCCAUACCCAACUCGUUCGCCCAGCCUUCCCUGCCACUCACCACCUCGCACGCCGAAGAGGACCUGUUUGAGGAGCAGUACUCGCCGACGAGGGAGCGCACGGCCGCGUACUUUCGUGAGGCGGUCAACGAGGUACAGAGUGUGUUGUAUGGUGGCAAGGGGCGCGAUAGAGACGAGAUCGCGAGGGUCGUCGGCGAGCUGUACGACGGCGGCGCGAUCUUUGAGAACCCCUUGACACUCGCACGGGGCAAAGAAGCGAUCGCCGACAUGUUUGCCCUCCUCGCCCUCGUCCCGGGCACGAUGUGGUCCGAGAUGGGCGACCUGACCGAGUCGCGCUCGGCCUACGACGGGAACCGCCUGAUGGUGUUCACGCACACACUGCACAUCUCGCUCCUCCCUUCGCUCGACUCGGAGAAUGCGCCGCAUAUCGGGGGAGGAGGAGGAGGAGCGGCAACUGCGACGCCCUCGAUGAGGCGGAGCUACUCGUUCUUCUCGCUCCCUUCGACUCCCUACCCUCAGACGCCCUCUUCCUCGUACCCUUCCUGCCCGCCCGAAACUCCAGCAAACGAGACCGCCCAUCCAGGAAUCUUCUCCAAGACCCAUCCCGCCUUUUCCGCGCGCGACCGCUGGCCCUCGACGUCCCUCCUCUCCGCCUUGAAUCCCCGAACGAUCGCCUCGGCAUUGACGACUCUGCACCUCAAGCUCCAUACGCGGCUGCUCUUCAACGAAGAAGGGCGGAUUAUCGCGCAUGAAGAUCUGUGGGGACUGAAGGAACUCGUCGAGGGAGUCUUUCCUAUCGUCGGUCACUUGUACGCCGUGAACCGACAGGGGAUCGGCUGGCUCGCGGGACUGGCGAGUCGCACGUUGCUGAGGAAACAGUCGGCGUCGAGCGAGGGCAAGGACGAAGAGGCGCGGUUGAUUGGGCUCCGGAGCGAGGCGGGAUCGAAGGGGUGGUCAUUUCGCACGCCGCCUCAGCUGAGUGGGUCGGGGAAGGCGCUCUACGGUACUGGAGCGGUGCAGGACGGGUUUGGAGUCGUGAGGCGCGACGAGGAGGCGCUUGGAGCGAGUGCGUUAGGGUUGGAUGUCGCACCUGUCCCGACGACGAUGGACGAGCUGGACAGCGGUGGAGAGUGA